Molecule: messenger RNA, 1977 nt
Organism: Prorocentrum cordatum
Lineage: Eukaryota; Dinophyceae; Prorocentrales; Prorocentraceae
Source: the annotation of a GenBank genome assembly
AUGGUUGUUUAUGGUGCGCACUUUGUGUUCUUAUCGCAACUGCUAUCCAUUCCUGUUAGCUGCGUCCAGACUGGCACAGUCACAGAGAGGACGCAUAAAGCAGCCCUAGGCGUGAUGAACAGGGUGGGCGUAACCAAAUACAGGAAACACGCGUUCAACAGGGCCAGGAGGACAACUGGCAAAUUCUUGUGGCCUGACUCCGCCAACCGCCAAGGGGAGCUCUACGCUGGCGCGGCAGACCUCACAGACAACGUCUCCUGGGGCUGGCACCACCCGAGCGGCAUCUACAACACCAUCCCGGUCGGCAGCCCCCUCAUCGAUGACCAGUCGAACAUCUACAUCGGCGCCGACGACGCCAUCCGGAAGUUCGACAUCAUGGGUGACAUCAAAUGGAGCUACGCUCCCCGAGGACAGCUCGCAGCGGCGCCCACCCUCGUCGCCGCCAGCAGCCGGCGCCUGGCUGCCCGCGUGAAGAAUGAGUUGAGCGCGCAAGCAGAGGAGUUGCUGCGGCCUGACUGGGCCAAAGACAGCAAGUCGGACACGGAGUUUGCGUCUCAGUACUUCAAGGACUUCAGGGUCGGCGACGUCGUCAAAGUGAAGCCCGGCCUGAGCUACCGCGCGGAUGGCAAGGAGUUGUAUAAGGACGGCGACCAGGGGCUGAUAUCCGGCUUCGUUCCAGGGGAUGGCAAGGACAGCAGGGCCGUCAUCCAAUGGACGCGCACUGGGCACAAGAGCGUGCUGGAGCUCCACGCCAUGCAGAAUCGCUUCGUGCGCGUACGGGCAACGGAGGAGCAGGCCUCGCUGCCCCCUAUGAUUGUGGGGAGCACCACCUCCGGCUACGUGUUCGCGCUCGACAUCGACAGCGGAGAGGAGCUGUGGGCAACCUGGGCCUCGAACGACAUCGCGGGUGUCAAGGGGGCUGUGGCGGCCAAGGAUGGCAUCGUAGUAGUCGCAACCGACAGAUGCACUGACAGGUACUGCUACAGGUAUCGCAACCAGACCAUGAGCCUCUGGCCUGGUAAUUCCUACGUCCGGGGCUUGAGCGCCGCGGACGGCAGCGCCGUCUGGGAAUAUAAAACCAUGGCGCCGACAUGGAAUAUGGUCCCGCUGUGGGGCCCAAGCUCCAACGUGUUCUUCCAAGACUACGAGGGCAGGGUGUACAACCUGGACUUGCAGACCGGCGCUGAGAUAUGGAAGUCCGGUGGCAACAUCGGGACGAACACCAACGCAGCCGCCGUGUACGAUCCUGGCCACAACAUGGUCUUCGCCCUCGGCAUGGGCUAUUACCAAAGCAAGUAUUGCAAUCCUUACGUGGCACCUGGCAUCCUUGUUAAUUGCAACACGUGGCCGGGCACCAGGGGCUUUAUCCGCGGCUACAAUGCUACGUCUGGCAGGCAACGCUGGGAGACUACAACGCCAGAGCCGCCAGCCAGCGCCGCCGUCGGCAUGCUCAACAGUCAGCCUGGUCACACUCGUUUGGUGGUCACCAUCGGCUACAACUGCCUCAUCAAUUCCCCUACGCAGAUCUGGUCCGUCGAUCCGCACAGCGGCCACAAGCGGUGGGAGAGGGAUGGCCCGACGCUGUGGUCUAAUCAGUGUGCUGGCGACAAGGAGGGCGCCGACAUCCGCAGGGCUAUGGGCGGCCGCGCCGCCUGCGUGCCAAACAGCUGGUCCACACCGGCGAUCGAUUCGAACGGUGACGUGUACGUUGGCAACCAGGUCGGCGUACUGCAGAAAUGGGGAUCGCCGACUGGGAGGACAGCGGACGUCGAGCUUCUCUCGACCUUGACCACUGGUCAUGCCUUCCAGGAUGCAGCCAUCGCGUUCGGCGACGGCAUCAUGGCCAUAUCCACAUGCACCUCCCUCAUUGUCUUGCAGACUUGGACAGACUACUUCGCAGACAACGUCACCGUCACGGCUCCGCCGAACCUUGAUGGCGAACCUUACGGCUACGACCCCACCCGCCCACCUGCAUGA